CCAAUAUCGAGGAUCGGUGGAGAAUCAUGGCGACAGACUCACAGAUGACGGUAGCCAGAGCUGGAAAGAGUUUGCCUCCAGCGCCGCUGUCCAAGGCGACCAGACAGGUCGUCCCAGCGUUCCUGCAAAAGCUUUACGAGAUGGUCAACGAUCCAAAGAACUCAGAUCUUAUACGCUGGUCAGAUACGGGAGACUCGUUUUUCGUGCUCGACCACGAGCGUUUCGCUCACGACGUCCUGGGCCGUUGGUUCAAACAUCGUAAUUUCAGCUCCUUCGUUCGCCAAUUAAACAUGUAUGGAUUCCAUAAGAUCCCACACUUACAACAAGGCGUUCUAAAGAGCGAUAACGAGACAGAGUUUUGGAACUUUGCUCAUCCAAACUUCCACCGCGGCCAGCCUGACCUUCUCUGCCUGAUCCAACGGAAAAAAGCCUCGAGCCAACAAGUAAAUAACGAUGACAUCGACCUCCGAGACUCGACUCCUACAGCCAAUGGCCAGGUCCUCGAUAUCCAGUCCGUCAUUAAUGGCAUUACCGCCAUCAAGCGACACCAAACCACCAUUUCUGCCGAGCUGAACGAGCUGAAGCGCUCGAACCAGCUGCUGUGGCAGGAUGCCAUGGCUGCCCGCCAAAGAUACCAGAAGCAGCAGGACACGAUAAACCGGAUCGUCAAGUUCCUGGCUGGUGUCUUUGGAAGUACGGUGAAUCGGACAAAGGAUGGUAGCCCUGAACCUCACGUCGUCAUUCCACGGAGGGCUGCCAGGUUCUUGAUUGAGGAUGCGAAGAGGGAAGGGAAGGGCAUUGUGGAACUCGACGACUUAUAUGCUCCAGAGGACAUGGCCACUCCUAUAUCCAUCACCUCAGUCGAAAGCGAUAACCAUGUCGAGACGACGCCAGUUCCUCAACCAGCCCCAGUACAACCCGAACCUGAACCCAAGCCCACAGACAGAGCCGUGACCCCUCGCCAACCGUCUCCCUCAUACGACUUUGACCCUCGCGUUCACGGAAUGCUCUCCCAGCUCACCCAAUCCCAGAUCCAAACCCUCCUCAAUACCCUCGCCUCCCAACCAUUAGGGGAUGCCAACACUGCUUCCUCGAACCCGACUUCCAGCACCCACCUCACUCCUUAUCAACCACCCCCAUUCGACUUCUCUAUGAUCCCUUCUACCCCCGGCACUUCGAACGAGAGCCACGUUCCCGUGGUAUCUCCGCCUGCCGCACCUCCUACCGAAGGCCUGAUCUCAUUUAACUCGUUUGAUGGAUUCCCCACUGAGCGGAUGGAGCGACAAUGGCAACAAGCGGAGGACAUCGACCGGGACGUCAACGCGCUGAACACCAGCAUCCACUCCCUCAUCCAAACGUUUGGCCUAGACCCCAAUAUGUUCGACUCCAUGGACACCUCCACUGACCCCACCAACCCCACCAACCCCGCUGCUCCCAACCCCUCUGUCUCGAUCGACCACAACGCACAUCCACCUACCGCCCCCAACGUCUCUGCGCCCUCAGCGGACACCAUGGCUGGCCCAAGCGGCGCGCUUUCGAAUGAUCUCGGGCCGGUGCCUCCCGCUGAUUUUGAUUUCGAUGCCUUCCUCAACACGUUGCCCUCCGCUUCGGCCAACGAUGGUAUGGAUUACACCGAUGCUGCAUCUACAGCGUUCCUGGACGAAGUACCAUCGCCAGCCAGUACGACUACCUCGCCGGUGCAGAAUCUCCGCGGCUUAUCGCCUGAGAUCUCGACGAAUGGUGGGUCAGGGCUGGCGGUUCCUCAACCAGUGAUCCCGACGGCCAAUGCUGGGACUAAGCCUCCCACCGCUUCACCUGGGCUCGGGCGGAAACGAAAAUCGGAUGUGUCCGAGCUGGAUGGCGGGGCGUUGGCUAUGCAGUUCCAGACUGUCACGCCCUCCGCCAUCCUGCCUGGUGUGACUGGUUCUCCGCACCUCCACUCGGCUUCCUUGUCGACCAACGCGGCUAACAGCAAGUCGAAGAGGAGGAAGGAAAAGUAAAUUGUUGUAUCGAUCGACGGAACAGAAGAAGCCGAAGAAGGGACCAACGAUGUACAGUACCAGGCGACUUGACGGACCGGUUUGCUUUCUUUUUCUUCCCCCUGGGUGUCGAUGAACGUUUUUUCUACCUUGUAUUUUAGCAGCCCCUCCCCUCCCCUUCCUUUCGCACUAUCUUAUUGGCUAUUCAAUUGGAAACCACGAUGUCUUUCCCCCUCGCUUCCCCUGAUUCCCCCGCUUUCUCAUACCAUGCCUUCACCUUUCCCCCUCAAUUUCCCGCCCCACUUCCUUUUCGAUAUGUCCUCAUUAUCGUGUUGAUGGGAGUUGUCUCUUGUUGUCAUGUUUCUCUUUUCCUCUGUUUCCCUCCCUCACUUCCCUAUAAAUACAC
Molecule: messenger RNA, 2385 nt
Organism: Coprinopsis cinerea okayama7#130
Lineage: Eukaryota; Fungi; Basidiomycota; Agaricomycetes; Agaricales; Psathyrellaceae
Product: transcription factor Hsf1
Exons: 3
Coding region: 27-2000 (657 amino acids)
Biological process (GO): regulation of DNA-templated transcription
Molecular function (GO): DNA-binding transcription factor activity; sequence-specific DNA binding
Source: RefSeq, a predicted model, not a curated record